AAUAUGGAUGAAAAGAAACGAUUCUCCGCUAUUGCCAACAAAAAGUAUUAAUUAAAAACUUAAUGUUUGUUUGUGACAUACAAUCAGUCAAUUAAAAUCAUUUCAUUUAAUAAAUAACAUAUUUAUUGAAAAUAUAUAUACUGACUAACUCAAUGGGUCUCUUCAGUUGUUUUGGUGGUAAAAGUCGAUCAUAUAAUGCGAAGAAGCAUGAGAUGGAUCGCGACAGACAAUCGUCGAACAAGAAAAGUAGCCGAAGAGGUACUGAUUCUAUAGGCGUUCCCGACAGCAAUCUGGUUCCCAGUCUGAUCCAAGAAACUGGUUAUCAUGAAACUGAUGAUAAUAAUAAAGGCAAUGAUCAUCGAAACCAUAAUCAUGAGCACCAGUCUCAGGAAGUGAUCAGCAAUAGUGAUCAUCACAAUGGAUCAGCACAUCAUAACAGCUCCGGCUAUAAUAAUAGCCAUUCAACGCACGACAACAGCAGUUCCGUCGGCCAUAACGACAGUUCCCACCAUCAAAGUUAUGACACACACGUUGUUCAUCAUUCAAGUGAUUGAGACAAUUAACAAAAAAAUGAUUUAUUUAUGAAAAUAUAUUUUAUUAUGUUUUUUAUAUAUAAAUCAUAACAAUUGACAUGUCUUGG
Molecule: messenger RNA, 640 nt
Organism: Oppia nitens
Lineage: Eukaryota; Metazoa; Arthropoda; Arachnida; Sarcoptiformes; Oppiidae
Product: GATA zinc finger domain-containing protein 14-like
Exons: 2
Coding region: 153-554 (133 amino acids)
Source: RefSeq, a predicted model, not a curated record